Molecule: messenger RNA, 1948 nt
Organism: Bombina bombina (fire-bellied toad)
Lineage: Eukaryota; Metazoa; Chordata; Amphibia; Anura; Bombinatoridae
Exons: 2
Coding region: 477-1946 (489 amino acids)
Source: RefSeq, a predicted model, not a curated record
CUUAGCUUCAAGAAGCAUGGAAAUCAGCUCUUAAACAUUUGCCUCUAAACAUACAUAUGCCUUUUUACAAAAAUAACUAUUCAGAAGUAAAAUCAGUUUGGAAUAAACACAAAGCUAUUUCUGUCUGGUUUGUUAACUAGCUGUCUAGCUAUCAGUAGUGAGGACAGUACAGUAAAAAGGCAUGCUAUAUCAAAGCAAGAUACAAAGCUGCAUUGUAUAGUAAAAAGGCAGGCUAUAUCAGGGGAAGAUACAGAGCUGCAUUGUAAAGUAAAAAGCAUGCUAUAUCAAGGGAAGAUAUAGGAGCUGCAUUGAAAAGUGAGAAGCAAUAACAAGCAAGAUACAAAGGCUGCAUUUUAAAGUAAAAAACAGUAAAUAACAAGCAAACAUACAAGACCUGCAAUUUAAAGUGAAAGGCAGUAAAAAUAAUUUGCACAAGAACUGCAUUUAAAAUAUUGCACUACUUUAACCUGAUCACUAUGAACCAAGAUAAGAGUGUUGAUAUGACGCAGCAAACUUUAGAGACCAGAUCCUAUGCCUCUGGCUCUAAAUAUUCCAUGCGCUCCAGCAGAUCAUCAGUCAGUUCUGCAGGAUUCAGAGCCCGUGCUAAAGCGCAAACAGCCCAGGCACAAAUUUCUUAUGCUGAAAAAGAAGCAGACAUGAUAAAGCUGAAAGCAGCAAUAGAAGCAGAGGCAGCUAGGCACAAGGCAGAGUUAGAAGAGAAUAUGCAUGUGCUAAAGAUUCAAAGGGCAGCAGUUGCAGCAUCUGCUGAAGCAGCAGUCUAUGAAGCAGCAGCUGAACUAGAAGAGGAACCACUUCAAGAUUUUGCAGAAAUAACUACCCAUAAUUCAGUACAAAGGACUCAUGAGUAUGUACAGAACCAUGCUCUGGAUCAAGAUAAAACAGAGCAUGCUCCUAUCCAACAUAUGUCCAGCAUAAUGCCACAGUUUCCUGACUCAACAUAUUUACAGUCCACUCCAAGUAUUACUGACUUGCACCCUCCUUCCCAGACUGACACUGCAAAUGUCUCAACACCAAGGGUGCGCUUUCAAGAAAGCAGAGGCUAUGCUGAUCCACAACAUCCAUCACAUUAUAUGGACUCUCACAUAUCCCCUCUCAGAAAUAGCACAUUAGGAACUUCAGAGACUACUGACCUAGCAAAGCACCUGAUUCGUCGAGAGUUAGUGAGUACAGGGCUACUAACAUUUGAUGAUCGACCAGAGAACUACUGGGCAUGGAAGACAUCAUUCCAAGGUGUCACCAGAGAUCUUAAUCUUACAGCCAGAGAAGAGCUAGAUCUUUUGACUAAGUGGCUUGGACCAGAAUCAUCUCAACAGGCUAAGAGAAUCAGGUCAGUGCAUGUUCAUAACCCAAUUGAUGGAGUUAAAAUGGUAUGGCAGAGACUAGAAGAAUGUUAUGGCAGCCCUGAAGCUAUUGAGAAUGCACUGUUAAUGAAGCUAGAAAACUUCCCCAAAAUCUCAAACAAAGACAACAUAAAGUUAAGAGAACUUUGUGACAUGUUGGCGGUGAAUGCAGCUAAGACAGGAGGCUUUUUGUCAGGACUGGCAUACCUAGACACAGCUCGUGGCAUCAGACCAAUUAUUGAAAAACUGCCAUAUAGCCUGCAAGAAAAGUGUUUUUUUCAAGGUUCCAAGUACAAAGAAGACCAUCAUGUCUCCUUUCCACCAUUCAGUUUCUUCACCAGAUUUAUUGUCAACCAAGCAAAGACCAGAAAUGAUCCAAGCUUCAUAUUCUCAACAUGCAGCAACCAAUUUCCAGUAAAUACAGAGAAGUCAGGAACAAGGUACAGCAACAGACCAACGGUGUCAGUAAGAAAGACAGAAGUGUCAGCUACUAAUGCAACUCCACAAGUGAAAAGCCCUUCUUGGAAAUCCAUGGAAUCAGACAGUCCAUGUCCAAUUCAUAAUAAACCACACCCACUGUCAUAGUG